CAUCUGGUUUCUCAGAGCCUCAAAUCUGCUGCCUCUGCUCACACCCAGACAAAGACUGAGAGGAAUGAUACAGUUCAGCGCACUCGCCUGCGCCGAAUUCUCUUAGAGGGGUUGAGCAACAUUUGUCAAGAUAUGGAUGUUAGCCAAAAGAAGCACUGAAAACCACUUGGCUUUUUCUCUUCAAAGCUCGGUCAUUUCAGAUAACCUUGGAAACCUGAAAGAAGUUUAAAGCAAGUCUUUUGAUGCAAGGGAACUUCUAGUUCCACAAUGGCAAUCCCAAGCGGUUUCUUCUUUUUCAAUACAACGUCCUCCCCAUUUUCAGCACCAGAGGUCUAUGUGAACAUCUCCCCAGUUUCUUCUGCUCCCCUCUGCACAGACUGGUCUCCUGUGCCCAUGACAACAGUGAUUCCCACUAUCUACAGUAUCAUCUGUGUGCUGGGUACACUGGGCAACGCCUUGGCGGUGUAUGUGUUGGCUUGUGGCAAUGCCUUGACAAGAACAGUGGCUAACACCUUCAUGCUGAACCUAUGUGUCUCUGACCUGCUGUUCUUGCUGUCUCUUCCACUGUGGGCCAUCUACUACUCCUGGGGCUACAGCUGGCCCUUUGGUCGAGUGGCCUGUAAAAUCUGCGGAGUUCUCCAUAACCUCAACCUCUAUGCAUCUAUCUUCUUCAUCACAUGCAUGAGCAUAGACCGUUACCUAGCCAUUGUGCAUCCUCUCGUCUCGCAGAGAUCACGAGAUCACGAACGUGCCCGGAUCGUGUGCAUCCUGGUAUGGGUUCUGGCGUUUGCCUGCUCAGCCCCCAACUUGGCUUUGAGAGACAUCUAUCAUCUUAAAGAAUUUGAGGUUGUGGCUUGUGUAAUUUUAUAUCCAGAUGAUACCUGGUUUCUGACCCUGACCUGGAUAAAGAUCAUUCUGGGGUUCCUGCUGCCACUGCUGGGCAUCUCUAGCUGCUAUUGGGCCAUUGGGAGACAUCUGUUGGCAUACAGAGGGUCGGCAAGAAUGCAGAAUAUUUCACAAAAAGGCCAUUGUAAAUUAGGGCAACUACCAACUCCUACUGUUUGCCCAAACUCAUGCACGGCCGGACCCAUGAUGACUCGGGGGGUAGAGAGGAUUUUGUGGACAGUAGCUGCUGUGGUUAUGGCUUUCUUUCUCUGCUGGUUCCCUUUUCAUUGUGUGACCUUCUUGGAUCUUAUGAACAAAAACGGAUGGCUGGACAGCUGCUGGGUAACCUGGACCGUCAACAACCUGACCCCACUCACCCUUUGCCUAGGCUUCUCUAAUUCUGCCAUCAAUCCUGUGCUCUACUGCUUCGUCGGUAACCAUUUCCGUGGCCGUCUUGGGGGUCUCUGCAAAGACCUGUGUGCAUGUUUAAAGGCACGUGGGGAGAAGCACAGUCAGAAAAGAGGCUCUUUCAGCACCAGGCUGAGUUCCUUCUCUAGGAAACUCAGUGACCUUAAGGACCUGGCAAUUGUGGAUAUCUCAGGUUCCCCGUAACAGACCUUCCCCAUCUAGCUUUAAGGGAAUAUUAUUUCCUCCACUGGCUUCACAUUCCUAAGUAUUAAAACAAACUAUAACUAUUAGGCUUAGUUCAUGAUGCCAAAGAGUCUGGGUUGCCCUGGUCUCAUGUAAAAUAAUGCAUGACAGUUGAAAAUAGAUGUUUCAGAGAGGAGAUGUAACAUAAAAUGAAAUACAUAUUAUAACAGAAUUAAAUGGCUAAACAUUUUCAAAGUUUCAGGGGCUAAAAUGUGAUGCAAAAUCAGCAGACAUCACAAAACAACAAAGUCAGAUAGUAAAAAAUCUAAAUUAAAGCGACAAAAAAGAAGAUAUAAAAGAAGAUACAAAAGAGUGUGAACAUGUCACUUCAACAUUCACUAUUUCUUAAGUGUAUAUAUAGUAUGUUUAUGUACUUCUAACAUUAUGACGGUAUAUAAAGAUAAACAAACUCAAACAAUCUCGAAGUUGUUUCAAACAUCAUCAUAUGAUUGAUAUGGUUGCCUAACAUUUUUCCAACAAAUACUCUAUCACAUUGUAAAUUUAGGUAAGCUAAUAUCCUAGGCUAGGCUGGGUGUAAUGUAGCUUGUGAUGUUUUUUUUUUUUUUUUCUCUCUUGCAUAAAUUAUAAAAUUAAUUCCUAAAAAGAACCUAUAAGUGGUUAGAUACCAAAAAUAAAUGAACAUGUUCUAACAAAGAUAAUAAGUAGUUUGUAAAUUUAGCUUUGGCAAUGGCCAGCUGGGAUAGCAACAGCUAUCAGCAGUCUCACAUACCCCGGUUGAAAUGCUGCGUCUUUGAGACUGAAAGAAAAAUCAUUAAAAGUCAUUUCCAAGCUUUUUCCCUUUCAUUAUUCAACUGAAAAACAAGCAAAUCUGAGAAAUAUACAAACUACAAUAUGUAUGAUAACUUUGGAGACCAGGGGCAGUUGCAACAGGGGGUAGUUGCAAGAUGUAAUUUUUUCCAAUUAGACACAAGCUAGAGUGAUGAAAAUCAUACUACACAUGCUCAAUUGGAUGUGACACCCCCCCCCCCCUUCGACAUCUCACAAUUUGACUUAGUACUAUUUGGUCAGUCUACCUGCAAAAGAAUUCUCCAAAUCCAUCAGAUUGUGAGGACAUUGACGAAUUUCCAUAGAUCAUUUAACAGAUUUUCUGUUAGAUUUUGUUCCAAACUUGAAAUUGUUCAUAAUUUCAUCCCCCUUGACAAAAACCUCAGUACAACAUAGAAUAAUGCUCCCACCACCAUGUUUUACUGUAGGUAUAGUCUUAAUUUGGAAAUGCUCAGUGCUGCUCACCAAAUCUAUAUCUGAUGGCAUGUAUAAACUCCAGAAGACUAAAUCCUGAAACUGAAUCAGGAAUUAACAAUGCAUUAGAUUAAGGGUGUGUACAUUCAUGCAACCAGGUUAUUGGACCUUUUUUAUAAUUUAGCAAGAAUAUACUGUAUGUCACACUAAAGGUGGAAAAACCUGGAAUUUUAACAGGGGUGUGUCCACUUUUGAGAGAAACUGUAUCAAUUUAACUGCUGUGUUUUAUGCUUUCUGACAUUUUUCACUUUGUUUUAUGACAAUAUUUUAUGAGCUAAAGCAGAUUCUGUUCUAAAUGCAGUUAAAUGUAAAUUAGUGGUUGCUGCAGGUUCUUCUUUGUGUAUAUAUAUUAAAACUAAAGUGAGAAGCUGCUGGAUUAUACAAGUAAACCAAUUAACCUGGCAUAACCUGGCAAUACAUCUUGCAGUGUAAUUUUGGGGCAUCUAUAUGCUGUCUGUGUAUUUACCACAAAUCAUAUCAUUGUAUUACCUCUUAUAGACAGUUUAUACAAGAAAUAAAGAAAACAAGUAUUCAUAACAUCAA
Messenger RNA from Girardinichthys multiradiatus, 3339 nucleotides. RefSeq names its product angiotensin II receptor, type 2 (gene agtr2). The coding region runs from base 268 to 1497 and encodes 409 amino acids. Gene Ontology annotation, molecular function: G protein-coupled receptor activity. NCBI's taxonomy places the organism in Eukaryota, Metazoa, Chordata, Actinopteri, Cyprinodontiformes, Goodeidae. The transcript has 2 exons. Gene Ontology annotation, cellular component: membrane. The record is from RefSeq and is a predicted model, not a curated record. Gene Ontology annotation, biological process: G protein-coupled receptor signaling pathway; immune response.